UGGCGGAUGGAGAGCUCUGUGUGGGGCUGAAAGACUGGCGGAGGGUGAAGCUGAGCGCGGGUCCGUCACUGCUGUGCUGCGUGAACGCGCAGGGGGAAACCAGUCUGAGGAACAUCAGCGACAGCAGGGGAGCUGAGCAUACACUACAGCACACCUGUGUAGAUUUCUUGUGGGAGGAUGUGAGUGUGAGCAGCGGUGCACGUGUGAAGCCAAAGCUGCUGCUGCUAGACUCUGAGUUUUCUCUGCAUAUGUAUGAUGUGGAUCAGGAUGAUCAGCCGACGCUGGUGUGUGAAACAUCCUCUAAUACACUGCUUCAGAUCAUCAAACACACACACGCCGACAUGUGUGCUGUGGCGUCUGUGAGGCUGUUGUGUUUCUCUGAGGGCCGCUGUGUGUUGUUGGUGAACACGUGUGUGUUGCUGCAGCUCAGACUAACGGAGGACACACUAGAGCCCAUAUCCUGCUGCCGCCUCGGUGUGGAGUGUGUGGAGGAGUGUGUUGACUGCCGGCUGUGCAGAGGAGCACUCUUCAUCCUCCUCAACAGCGGACUCUCAUAUGUGUUUGACAGCACUGACGGGCAGCUGUUGGCGAAGGUGGAUUUUCCCUCAUACUGCUGCAAUGCUGGUGUUUCUCCAUCCACCUCCUCCUUCUGUCUGCUCCAGAUCUCUGCUGAUCUCAGUACGGCUGUGAGCGUCACACGGCAGAACCAGGCCUACGCCGUACACCUCGACCACUACUUCAGUGUGUAUCCCGAUCACUUAUACUGCCGUGCGGCCCCCAUUCGUCCAUUCCUCAGGCCUGUUGAAUCCUGUGAUCAGGACAGUCUCUCCAGCUCCACCCACAGUCUGUCAGUGCUGAAUAAACCCCUGCAGGCCGACCGGUCAUGGGAGUCUCGUCUGUCUGCGCUCUACAAUCAAACUAAAGCUCCUGUUCGUCCCGUUUACAUUUCACCCUGGUAUAAAGACUUUCCUCACAUCGAAUGCCGUCGCGCAGCCGCUACAGCUAAACUCUGCCAUUCCUCCGUGAAGACAGGGGGCGCCGUUAUGUCUUUUAAUGUGCCAGAUGGAGCCACACCAGCAGGACUCAACGUGUCAGAGUUUUCAGCACUAAUUACGUUCGUUUCUCCUGCUAACGCUAAUACGGUUCUGGCCUACUGGGAUCUGGAGAACGAAAGUGUGACGUAUCAUCGUGCAGAUGCUAAUGCUAUUCCUGUGCAGAGAUCAGCAGAGGAGAACCUGUGUCUAUUACUGAAGGCGUCGGGUCUGUCGGUGGUGCUGUUCUGUGUUUCUCAGGACGAGCUGCUCAACAGACUGAUGGUGUUCGGCAGCGCAGGAACAGUGGAUUCACUCUGCCAUCUGAACGCAUGGGGGCGCUGUUCAAUCCCUAUACACGCCCUGCAGGCGGGUCUGAAGAACCAUCAGCUGGACACAGUGGAUUUCUUCCUGAAGAGUAAAGAGAACAUCUUGAGUUCUUCAUCCGGCUUCAGUCCAGGAGAUCCUCCUCCGUCCUCCUCCAACACACACACUCAUCUGCGGAGUAUCGAAGCUCUGUGUCCUGCCCUGGAUCUCCUGCGCUCUGCGAUUCGCGACACACACACUGAAGCUCAGAGUCAACAGUUCUGUGAGCAGCUCUUGAGCAUCACUAUGAGCUUCCUGAACACACAGACCAGAGUCCUGCUGAGCGGAGCGCACGGAGGAUGGAUGGAUGGUGGAUGUAUAGAUUGAUGGAUGGAUGGAUGGAAAUACAAACAGAUGGAUGGAUGGAUUGGUGGAUGGAUGGAUGGAUGGAUGGAUAUACAGAAAGAUGGUAUAUAACAUGUAGUGUGUGUGUGUGUGUGUGUGUGUGUGUGUGUGUGUGUGUGUGUCUCAGAGCCGGAGUGUGUGUUUGAGGCGAGUCUGGCAGCUGCGCAGGUUCUUCUUCUCCCCGGCAGUCAGGCGAGCAUCAGCAGUGUGUUACUGGAGGGACACAGCCUGCUCACACUCGCCACAGCCAUGUUCACAGCCGGCGGCAUACAGCAGGCGGUCAGUACAGUGGACCCUCAGCUCCUCAGGAUGGCUCUCCGUCAGUAUCCUCAACUGAAGACAGCGCUGUUCCCUCAGAGCGGCCCUCGCGGAGAUGUCUCGCUCUACCACCUGCUGCAGUCUCUACAUCCCCUGGACUCCUCCAGACUCUUCGGAUGGCAGUCCGCCAACAGUGUGUCUGCCAGCAGCGAAGCGUCCAGUGAGCCUCCUCAUUUCUCCAGCUCUCACCUCGUCAGUAAUUUCGCCAUCGUGGAGAAUCUGGAUUUCCUGUACUUCCUGCGUCACGGACGGCCGGCCUUCGCUUACGCUGUUUACCUCACACAACACCUGAGAGACUGCAGUAACACUAAACUACAGUUGUCUAUGGCAGUGGAUCAGUCGUACUCAUUGGCUCUGUUGAACUUCAGCAGUGCGAGUGUGUCGUCGGCGUGUGUGUGCUUUUGUGAGCUCAUGGGUGUGUGUAGCCUCAAACUGAGGACGGAUCUGCGCACGCUGAACCUCAUUCACAAGCACUGGAGUCAGAGCCGUGAGGACGGAGACGCAGAUUUACUGCGACACACUCUGGUGGAGAAGGCCAGUCAGCUGAUUAGCGCUGAGCAUCGCACGGCUCAGGAUCUGCUCCUCCAUCUGGAAGCGGCCAUCAGAGACGCUCUGGAGAAGAAGACCAUCAGUCGCUGGUCGUUCGAGGCAGCACAGGAAUGGGCACUUCCUGUCCAGUUCUGUCGACUCCACGCUCUUCCUCUAAGCUCCGCCUACCCGCUGGACUGCGCUCAUGAUGGACAGUGGCUGCACUUUCUGCUGUUCGUUCAGACGCACCAGUACCCGCCCCAACAGGUCAGGUUUCUAUCUGAAAGCUUCAGUCCGGCUCUGCAGUCUCACAUUUCUCUGGCCUUCCAGGAUCUGCGUUCGCCAAUAGAGGAUCAGGGAGUCUCAGUGACUCCGCCCUCUCCAGACGAGAGCUCUGAUUGGCCCACAGAGCUGUUCCAGGUGCUACUGCAGAGUCAGGAGAAGCCCCACCCCUGGAGGAUCCUGCUGUCAGAGGCUGUGCGGCGCCGCUGUGCUCCUCUGGCCGUCCUCGCUGCCUCACACCAGGGCUCCGAGCUGCUGCAGUGCCUUUGUGUGUGGAUCUUGACCUCGGUGGAUGAUGAUGAUGUCACUCAGGAAGCUGCCGCCCACAUCAACGAGAGCCCCGCCCACCACGUGUGGAACCUGCAUGACCUGUCCAUCCUCUGGAAGACGCUGCUGAGCCGCAGCAAGAUCAGGCCUCUGAUUCGCGGAUUCCAGCUCUUUCAGAGGGAGUCUCCGCUGAUUGCCAUGCUUCAGAUGUACGAGUUUUGCUUCGACUACAAAGACUAUCAGAGAGCCAAAGACAAACUGCUGGACUUCCAGAAGAGUCUGCUUAAUUUGCGUAGCAGCAGUGUGUUGUCCAGCUCUGAUGUUCUGCCAGUGCAGUGGGUGGAGUCUCAAGCUUCAGUGCUGCUCCUGACGCUCCUCAAGCAGAGCCGGACGCAGUAUGAGCUCCGACGGCUGCUGCAGCUGCUGCUGCAGCUGCUGCUGGACGUGGAGAAACUGCUCAAGUCAAACGGUCCAGAUUUCCGGCUGCUCAGUGAGCUCAGUCAGCUGCUGUGUGAGACGCCGGUGUGUGUGUCGUCUCGUCUGCUUGACUGUUAUUCCCCCAGUGUCCUGCAGGAGGAGUGUGUGAGGAUCAUGGAGGAGCUGCAGGACGCCGGACUCUACAUGCAGGCGCGCAGAGUCGCAGAGCUGGCCGAGCUGCCCGCACACACACUCAUCAUCAACCAGCUUCUGCGGGAUCUGAGCGCUCAGAAACUGAAGCGUCAGUGGGAGCGUCAGGAGAUUCGAUUGGCCUUCUGGAGGAGGUCACAUGAUCAGCUGCAGACCGAACACGUGCAGCCAGAGACCGCAUGCCACUUCUUCCUCUCACAGGCCGAGGUGGCGCUGCAGUCAGACUCAGAGCUGGUGAAUCUCCAGGAGCGCUGUGUUCUGCUGGGUUUAGCAGGACUCUGGUUGUCUCGCUGUGAUCCUCCACCAUCCACUCCAAUUUUAGCAGAUCUGGAGAAGCGUCAAUGGGAAUGUCGGAUCCAGCAGCGACUCCUACUGGCAGAUCUGGAGCGUCAGAGUCUGUUCGCUCCGUCCGCACUCUCCGAAGACUCUCCGGAAAAUCUCCUGCGCGAUUUUUCCUUCUCCAGAAUGCCGGCUCUUAAUGACGAUGCUAAUCUGAGUCUGGACGGUCUGCCGGCGGAUUCAAAUUCCUGUAUUCUGCCUGAUGACCAGCAGAGGGCGCUGGCGAGUCUGAUCGCGCAGCUACUGAACGACGGCAGUGUGAACGAGGCUAGCCGUGUGUGUCGCUACUUCAGGUUUUUUCACAAAGAUGUGUGGCUGGUGUUGCGGUGUCGCGGGUUAGCAUGCGGCGAACUGCAGCCUGAACUUCACAGUCCUGAUGGAGAGAGCCGCCGCAGUCUGCCGUCAUCUCCCAGUAUGAGCUCCCUGUCGUCGUUUGUGGUGGUGUCGUCUCCUGAUGAUCAGCUCCAGCUUCAGCUCCAGCUGCUGGUGGAUCAGUGCAGCCACGGCAAGAGUUACUGCAAACAAGUGCUGAGCCUCUACCAGCUCUCCAAGGAGCUGCAGUGCUCGUUCUCUGAGCUGUGGUCCUCUGAGCCGGAGUGUGUCCUGCAGAAGGUGCUUCUGUCUCGUCAGUCUGAGCGCUGUAAGAAAGCAGAGGCCUUCAUCAGUGCUCAGAGUCUGCAGCCGCACACCGUCGCCAACCUCAUCUCCACUGCAGUGCUGGAGGGACUGAACGCACACACACGAGACACUGACACUAGUGAGCGUCUGAUUUUCAGUGCGUCGGACAGCAGAGAGUCGUUCCUCCAGCUCGCCAAACUGUGUGGAGACGCCAAUCUGGUGGGAAACAAACUGCUGGACAGCAUCGGCAGCGUCCCGCUGUCAGACCUCAGCUGCAUCGUGGAGCUGCUGAUUCUGGCUCAUGACUGCUUCAGUGUCACCUGUAAUCUGGAAGGGAUUGUUCGUGUUCUUCAGGCCUGCAGACACCUGAGCCACACACACCUGGCGCACGGAGACGCUCACGGCCUGCUGGUGCGUCUGCUCACAGGUAUCGGCAGGUAUAAUGACAUGACGUACGUCUUCGAUCUGCUGCACCAGAACCACCGAUUCGAGAUGCUGCUGCGCAAGAAAGUGGAGUCGAAUGUGCGUCUGAAGACGGCACUGCUGGAUUAUAUCAAGCGUUGUCUGCCUGGCGACAGCGAGAAGCACAACAUGGUGGCGCUGUGUUUCAGCAUGUGCCGAGAGAUCGGAGAAAACCACGAGGCGGCGGCCAGAACACAACUCAAACUCAUAGAGUCUCAGCCCUGGGUGAUCACAGCAGAGCUGAAGAAGGCGUUAGUGAAGGUGCAGACGCUCCUCAAAGACGCAGCUGAGAGCUACUCAAAGGACUCGUGUGUCCGUCAGGCUGUGCGCUGUGUGAAGCUGGCGAAGCUGGUGACUCUGCAGCUGCACUUCCUGAAUCAGGGCCUGGAGCUGCGCAUCAUCAACCUGCAGCACACAGACCUGCAGAACACCAGCAACACACUGCCACACUGCUACCAGGUGUUCGUGUUAGCAGAGGCGUAUGACUUCAGUCCAGACUGGGCCGAGGUUUUCUAUCAGAAGGUCAUCAUGAGAGGAGACUUCAGCUACCUGGAGGAGUUCAAGAGGCACAGGCCGCUAGCUGCUAGUCUCUUCCAGGACAUCUCCAACAAGGUGUGUCAUCAGAAGCCCCCCGCGAGCUGCAGUCAGCACCUGAAGAAGCUGCUGUCGCACUGUGAGGACGUCUACACGCAUUAUAAACUGGCCUACGAGCACCAGUUCCUGGACGUGGCCAACAUGCUGCUGCAGGACUCCAAGACCAACAGCUUCCUGAAGGACCGCCUCCGCACCUAACCAGCCAAUCACAGAGCAGACACACCGGAGCUCAUCAAUAUUCAUGAGGACAGUCAUUCAUUAAUAAUGAGCAGUUAUCAUACACUAACAGCAGUGUUCAGAGUGUUCAGAAAAUGCCUUAAUCAAGAGUUUAUAUUAUAUGUGUAAAAAUAUAAUUAAUAUAAAAUGACUUUUUGAUGAUUUCAGACGUCAG
Danio rerio (zebrafish) is the source of this 6168-nucleotide messenger RNA. RefSeq names its product SPG11 vesicle trafficking associated, spatacsin (gene spg11). The record is from RefSeq and is marked validated. Lineage: Eukaryota; Metazoa; Chordata; Actinopteri; Cypriniformes; Danionidae.